This is a messenger RNA of Aureobasidium musti, 642 nucleotides long. The record is from the annotation of a GenBank genome assembly. NCBI's taxonomy places the organism in Eukaryota, Fungi, Ascomycota, Dothideomycetes, Dothideales, Saccotheciaceae.
AUGACUAUUGCUACAGUGACUACUCUCGCAUCCCCGUCGUCGCCCAUCAAGAGUGUCAAGCAAGCAUCGCUUAUGUUCGAAGGUCUUUGUACUAUCACUCAAAGCCUCUUGCAGUUCCAUCGCCCCAGUCUAGGUGGCCGUUUCCAUCUCCUGGUCCCUUUGAUGCAAAGACUUCUUGCUUGUCUCUUCCUGCCAAGCAGUAGAGACGCGGGCACUAUCAACAGGUUCAAACAUCCAGUAUGGCUUGAUCCUGUUAAUGCUCCGUUGACUGUGAAGCACGCACAAAAGUUCUCAAGGCUUCUCGAAAAUCUUUGCAAUCCACCUCAGCUCAAUGUAGCAGGAAGUCGAGGCAAAACAGCCGAACUCGUUGACGAGACACGCAAAGCUCGCAUGCAUGUCUCCCAGCAUGCUCCUCACAUCCUUCACUACUACUGCACACUUAUCUUGAAUGGCAAACUAGGCGAAGGCAUGCGAGAUGCACUUACUCCAGGUAUGUGGGCAAUCAUCGAUGUCGCCGAGAUCGGUGCAGAUGAUAGCCGUGGUGUCAAGGCAUUGAGCUCUAGCAUGGGUAAUGCCGAUCGUGCUGUCUUGAGAGGCAUUUGGGAGGAUUGGCGUAGAUUUGGUGGAGCUUGGAAAGGUUAG